Messenger RNA from Purpureocillium takamizusanense, 819 nucleotides. RefSeq lists its product as uncharacterized. The coding region runs from base 1 to 819 and encodes 272 amino acids. The transcript is spliced from 3 exons. Lineage: Eukaryota; Fungi; Ascomycota; Sordariomycetes; Hypocreales; Ophiocordycipitaceae. The record is from RefSeq and is a predicted model, not a curated record.
AUGGUGUCUCAGAACAUCUCCCGCACGACGGAUGAGCAUGGUCUUGUAGCAUGUCUUUGCGUCGCGAUCGUGUUCGUGGUCCUACGGACUGGCGCGCGAUGGUACAAGAUCCGCACGAUCCCUCUAGAGAUGGAGGAUGUCUUCAUGUACCUCGCCAUCGCAUCUUUCGCCAUCACCGCCGCACUGUACCUCGCCACGAUCCCGACCUUCUUCAACGUCAUGGCGAUAACGGCGGGGCAGAUGCAGCCGUACCCCAGUCUACCGAAUGACUUGAAGGUCAUGUUGAGAGAGUUUUUCGUCGUCCAGCUAUUCUUCUGGUUGACGUUGUGGGCGGUCAAAUGGAGCUUGCUGUUCAUGUUCAAGAGACUCACGGACGGACUGCCGCUAUACAACAAGAUCUGGUGGGCGGUGCUCGUCUUCUCGAUCCUGACGUUCAUCGGAUGCUGCGUGAGCAACUUCACCAGCUGCUCUUCCAUGCAUGCCUGGUUCACGGCUGGGGAGUGCGCAACACCCCGGGAUGCUAGAGCAAAGGAGAUCAGUCUGUGGUUCAGCCUGGGUGCAGAUUUGGCGACAGACCUAUUGAUUAUGGCUGUGCCCAUCCGGGUGCUCUGGAACUUGAAGAUAUCUCUCGUCGAAAAGAUCAGCAUCGGCCUUGUCUUCGUUGUUGGCAUCCUUACCAUGGUCACUGCCAUCAUACGCAGUGUCUCCUUGGAGUCGAGCACAAGCUCAGGUCAAGUCAGCACAACAUGGCUCAUGCUGGUAUGUAAAUUAAUGAAUAUCUAUCACGCCGUUGCGCCGAUUGUCAAGCACAUGUACUGA